UCACGAGGCGGCGAUACCAUCAGUUCGACUUUUGACGCGCUGCAAGAAACAUCGUGAGCACCGCUUAACCCAAAAAAAAAUAUACAUAUAUACUCCCGACCGAUCCCAAGAAAAACUGACGCAAUGAGCGCCGUUGAUGCCAUAAUCAAUUACAAGCGCAGUCCCAACGAGGACUUCUACGGGCUGCUCCAUUGCGAUGAGAACUCAUCGCCCGAGCAGAUCCAGGCCGAGUACAAGGUCCUGGCCCUCCAAUACCAUCCCGACAAGAACUCCGGCGACAAGGAGGCGGAGGCCAAGUUCCAACAGCUUAAGGAGGCCAAGGAGACCCUCUGCGACCCCGAAAAGAGGGCCGUGUACGACAAGUGGCGCAACAGCGGCAUCUCGAUGAGCUACAAACAGUGGCUGGGCAUGAAGGAGCAUGUCGGUCAGGUGAGAAGAUACACGAUUGCCGAGAAAGUGGAUAAAGAGUCCAUGCACUGGGUGACCCCCAAGACCAAGGAUCGCAUGCUGCCGGAGGCCGGAGGAGCAGCUGCCCAGGCACCCGGGGCAGGAUCCGGGGCAGGAUGCAGCAGCGGUGGCCUGACCGCAGCCUCGCCCAACCCCGCCCACCGGCGGGCCUCGGAGGGCGGGGCAGCCCUCUACUACGGCAGUCGCAAGGGUGAGUGGGGCGGCGAGAACACCGAUGUGGCCAACAAGUUCCGCAACUACGAGAUCUAAGUGCAAACUUGGUCAGAUGGUCGGUUAAAAGAAGUUUCAAUUUAAAAGAUAAACAAAAAAAACAUUUACACAAGCAUAUACCAAGUCGAACCGAAGAAGAGGAGCAAGUUAUGCAAUUAUAUCAAAAUAUUCAGAAAGGGAAACAGAAAGUUAUUAUCGAUGUGUAACUUAAGCGUUGCGAACUACAGAGCACAGAUACUCGUAUAUAGAUGUUUAUAGGUGUACAAAAAAUAUAUCUAGAAAAAUGGUAAUUAACUAACGUAUAUUUAAGAGAAAGAAACUGUAAUUUCAAUAAACUCCCCCGACGAAAAACCCAGGCGGAGCGGCAAGAAUUUUAAGUUGAUGUAACUUAGUAAAAUUUUAACGCAGUCAUGCAUUAUGAAUAUAUACACACCAUAUACUAUAUACCAUAUAUAUUUAUGUAAUCAGUGUAUUUGUAUAUCGAUGUUUCAAAGUACCAUGAAUGUACCCCCAAGACAAUCCCUUGGCAACAAACAAAACUAAGCUAAAGCUAAAGCUGUAACUGAAACUAAACUCUAACUAAACUAGUGACAGUCUAGCAAAUCACCCACCACAAACCGAAAAAGAAAGAAAUAUUGAAUGACAUAUUAAAGCGAAUUUAAACCUUAUACAGACGACACAUUUGCAUAGUCAAAAACUCUCACUCGGUGUCCUUUUUAAACGCAACAUUGCGAAAAAACCUCCAAACUGAACUAUUUUCCCAGAAAAUCUACAAAAAAAGCGACAAAAUAUCAAAGAAAAAUCAAAAAAAAGAUGAGAAAUUUAUAUAAAUGUUUUGAUGGAUAGAGCGGUGAACUUUUCAAACUUAUACAUAUAGCAGAGAAUUAUUGUCAUUAUUAUAUUGUACUAUUAUGCGCAGAGCAGAGAAUUAA
Messenger RNA from Drosophila suzukii, 1610 nucleotides. Lineage: Eukaryota; Metazoa; Arthropoda; Insecta; Diptera; Drosophilidae. The record is from RefSeq and is a predicted model, not a curated record.